This is a messenger RNA of Naumovozyma castellii, 936 nucleotides long. RefSeq names its product thiamine diphosphokinase (gene THI80). The transcript has a single exon. The record is from RefSeq and is a predicted model, not a curated record. The coding region runs from base 1 to 936 and encodes 311 amino acids. Lineage: Eukaryota; Fungi; Ascomycota; Saccharomycetes; Saccharomycetales; Saccharomycetaceae.
AUGACAGAGGUGUGCAUAGAAAAUCCUGAGAGAAUUGAGGUGCAGGUGGAUGCUGAGAAAUACUCGGAAAGCCUACCAUUAGAAAACUUCAUAAAACCAGGCCAAAAAAGCCGGUCUGCCUUGAUUAUACUGAAUCAAAAGAUAACAAUGACUAGCUUAUUUCGCCCAAUAUGGAAUUCUUAUCAGGUCAAGGUAUGUGCUGAUGGUGGAGCCAACCGUUUAUUUGAGUUUUUUGAAGAUAAUGAAAUUGAAAGAGAAAGCUAUUUACCAGAUUAUAUUAUUGGCGACUUGGAUUCCUUGAAAGAUGAAGUACAUCAAUAUUACAACUCCAAAGGUGUUAUAAUUAUCAAACAGACUACUCAAUACUCCACUGACUUUACCAAGACUGUUAAUUUACUUUCGUUGCAUUUCCAUCAUAAGAAAUUCAAUGAAAUAAUUGCCAAGAGUAAAAAGACUAACCAUGGGAUUGAGCUUGAAUCUGGAAUUCAUGAUUUAUACCAUGAAAUGAUAAGUAUGAACAGCAACAAAAUAUAUAGUACCAUUAACUUACUCGCGUUAGGCGGUAUUGGUGGGAGAUUCGACCAAUCUAUACACUCUAUGACACAAUUCUACAAUCUAUCCAGAACGGAUCCAUAUUAUAAACUAGCAUAUUUGACUGAUACUGAUUUGAUAAUUUUUAUACCUGCAGGUGGUAUUCUAGUCACAUAUUCACCAACAUUUAGAGAUUCGUGUAUAGGGAAUUGUGGAUUGUUGCCAGUGGGAAAGGCUACAUCGUUAAUUGAAACUAAAGGAUUCAAAUGGGACGUAGAAAAUUGGGAGACAUCCAUUGAAUCAGGAAGGGUCAGUAGUAGUAAUAGAUUUACUGGUAUUGAUAAAUGUUAUAUUAAUGCUAAGGAUGGAAUCGUUCUGAACAUUGAAAUAUUUAAAAAAAACUAA